Molecule: messenger RNA, 1755 nt
Organism: Spinacia oleracea (spinach)
Lineage: Eukaryota; Viridiplantae; Streptophyta; Magnoliopsida; Caryophyllales; Amaranthaceae
Exons: 6
Coding region: 613-1263 (216 amino acids)
Source: RefSeq, a predicted model, not a curated record
UUCAAUUCUCACGGCACCCAAUUACCCAGAUCUAGAUCGAAUUCAAAAAAAAACCUAGAAAAACUCCUUCUUCAUCUUUGGUUUUGCGAUUUCCAUAGUCAAUCUUCCCCCUUCUACACAAAUCUUACCCCUAUUAACUCCGUUCUUCAUCUUGGUCUGGUCCUUCGCCGCGCGGCCACCGGAAAAAUUUAUUGCUCUCUCCUCCGCGAACCUUGUUGCAGAAAAGGGGAGGGAGGAAGAUGGAUUUAUAAUACGAAAUUGAGGUACGAAAUUGAGGUCUCCCUGCAAAUUGAGGUACGAAAUUGAGGUCUCCCUGCAAAUUGAGGUCUCCCUGCAAAAAUACGAAAUUGAGGACCCCUUGCUGGUAUUGCUAGUUUCUUGAACCAAAUCAUCCAUUUGACCUAUCAAGGUGUGAUUUCUUCCACUAGUUGUAUUGACAUCAUGGAUGCAGAAGAACGUAAUGAUGAAAUAGAGGAGGAAAUGGCUAUGCACAACAUUUAUGAAGCACUACAGGCAAUGGAAUAACAAGAUGCUUCAUCUUCACAUGUGACAUCAUCAAUAGGCAAAAAGGUGGGCAGAGGUCCAUCAAAAGGGGUGAAAAACAAAACUCCUAUGUUUCUUACUUUUAAUGAGUUCGGCCAACCUGAUGGUGAGUGGGCACAUGCCUAUGGCGUACAAAUUGGCAUAUGUGUUCUUAAAAUUGAUAUCAAUGAGCCAUCAUAUCCAAAGAUGGAAGGUGUGACAAAACAAAACUUUUGGGAGGAGACAAAGAGACUCUUUCACAUUAUUGAUCUUGACGGUCAGAGGGAAAAGUCAUUCCACAAAGUAGUUGCGGCACGUUUUAGGAUCUUCAAGUCGAGGUUGGUUGGUCGUUGGAUCAAGUUUACGAUUAAGCCUCCGAAAAACAGCGCACACUUGAUGCCAUGGCAAGUUUACAAGGGCUUCAUCACCGAGGAACAAUGGGAAAAAUUCAAGUCAAGUAGACUACAACCUGACGCUGAGGAAAAGAGAUUGAAGGCACAAGGAAGUGCAAAGCAAAACAAGCAUCCUCAUCACAUGGGUCAGUUGAGUUACCCUAGGGCCGUAAAGAAAUGGGAGAAAGACAAAAGACUCCCUCCUUCCACUGCAUCAUCAACGGCCUCUACCACCUCCUCUUCAGGGACAUCCUCGAUAUCUAGUAGGGUAACUAACCGCCCAAUACAUUGGGUAUUAGCUCACCAAAAGAAAAUGCCUGACGGGACGUGGGAUGUUGAUCCAAAUUAGCCUGAUACACAACGGAUUGUCUCUCUAGUUAAUGAGAAUUUGGAGCAACAAAACAAACAACAAGAGGAAGGGACAUUUGUUCCAGAACGAGCUGUUGAUGCAUUAACAAAGGCUCUUGGAAAGCCUGGCCGUCAUGGGCAUGUCAAAGCGCUCGGUGGUAAUGUUGGGUACGAAAAGGCAUUUGGACCACUAGAUAGAAAGGCAAGAAUGGCGAGUCAAAGUGUUUGUUCCUCCGAAGAGUUAGAUGCAUUAAGGUCUUCCUUGACCCAAUUUGAGGCCACAUUUGAAGAAAGAUUGCAAGAACGGGUGGCACAAGAAGUCCAAAAACAUGUUAAGACCAUGAUGGAACAAAUGAGUGGUCUACACAUGCCUAACUUAGGCACACCUAACUUAGGCACGCCUAACUUAGGCAUGCCUAACUUAGGCAUGCCUAACUUAGGCACACCUAAGUAUCACACCAACGUGACAAAUUCAUCACUACCAUUCCGUGAA